AUGACGACGAACCCUUCGUCCUGGGACACCUUCACACCAUCCUUGUCAAAGUAUGGAACGGAGGAGAUAUCCCGCGAGAGUGGAAGGAUGCAACCAUCAAAGGUGCUGUACAAGAAGGGUGACCGGUCCAACUGUAACAACUACAUACAGGGGGAUUUCACUACUAUCUCAUGUAGGCAAGGUCCCCAUCAAGAUCAUCACCAACCGUCUAACGGCCUUCUGCGAGCCAACAACAUCCUCCCGGAGGAACAGUGCGGAUUUCGACCCGGGCGAUCCACCGUCGACAUGCUGUUCGUCGUGCGCCGCCUCCAGGAGCUGGGGCGGAGAAAGAAAAUACCGCUCUACAUGUGCUUCGUCGACUUGAACAAGGCGUAUGAUUCGGUGGACCGAGAGAUGCUAUGGAAGGUGCUGGCCAGGGCCGGGAUUCCCGCGAAGCUGAUCGAAGUCAUCCGCCAAUUCCACGAUGGAAUGCGGGCCCGGGUGCGCAUGGACGACGGAGAACUAUCGGACUGGUUCUUCGUGACACAGGGCGUGCGACAAGGAUGUGUGCUAUCCCCACUGCUAUUCAACAUCUUCUUCGCCGAGGUCCUCGAGUUCGCUGCCAUCCGAUUCAGCGAGGAUGAUGUUGUUCUGCGGAGCCUGGUGUGCUUGGAGGAGGGGAAAACGGAAGCCCGGGGGGGGGAGGAGACACCCCUUGACCGAGGACGGAAGGCAGUAUGGGGGAUGCUGUAUGCCGAUGAUGCCGGCGUCGUAUCGAGGUCUGCAGAAGGACUGGCGAGAGUAAUGACCAUCAUCGUUGAGGUGUUCGGGGAGUUCGGGCUAACGGUGUCGGAGAAGAAGACGGAGACGCUCCUGAUGCGCGCAAAGGACAAGCCGACUACAACAUCACAGCCCCCCCCGCCUCCACCGCUGACUAUCGAAGCCGCGGGGCAGAAAUAAGCCCAGACGACCGAGUUCCGGUACCUCGGUGGCCUUGUUCGUCAACGAACAUGGCGACCUCACCCGGGAGAUCAACUUCAUACAGGAGCAGAGGAGCGUGGGCGUGCCUCAGGCGAUAUGGCCGGGAGCUCUUCGACAGACCGCAAGCGCCAUUCCGACUCAAGAUCCGCCUGCUCCAGGCGGAGGCGAUGGAGGCACUGCUGUACGGUUGCAUGACAUGGUCACCACUCAGCGGCCACUAUCAGACGCUGCGGUCGAUACACCACCGACUGCUCCUCCGAGUCCUCGGGUACAAGCGCAAGGGGGGAGAAGCGACGUAGGGGGGGACAGGAACAGAACUGGCCGAAGUGUGUGCUCGACGACCUAAAGGCAUUCGGGGCCGACCACGGAUCUACGAAAAUCGAUCCAUAUUGUCUCGGAAUCCCGGUGCCGAAAGACACGGCACCGAAGUAAAGUGGACGGAAGCCGCGAAGGUGGCGGGGAGAGUCCCCUGGCAUGCGGCGGUGCUACAGGGAGCUGAGAGGUUCAUGACCUCCUGGCACGAGAAGGAAGAAGAUGCCAGCCGACAACGAGCGCUCAAACGAAACCACAAGCCAACAACCAAUGGGGCGGGAGGGGGGCAGGAGACGGACGAGGCGGCGAGGGAAGAAAGCAAACGAGAAGGAACGGACCGAGUGGGGCGAUACGUGCCGGAUAUAAUUUGUUUUAGCCAAUUCCCCCCCCCCAACGCUGCACCAUUGCACCAACCCCCCACUAGUGAUGACGUACCAUUACAAUGUAUCGCUGUCUGGUGGCCAUGUUUGCGUGUUUGCUUGUUCGUUAGUGGUCUCUCCAACGUGUGCCUUUUUCUGUCUCUUAUUUGUUGUCAUUUUUCGCCCUGGUCCCUUCUUCUUGUCCUCGCUCUCUUUCUUUUUUUUUGCUCUUCUUUCCUUACUGUUUCCUUUUAUUUUUUCUCCCUUUUUUUCUCGCUUUUUCUGUGCCAGAUGGCCUUGUCUGCUUGCGUUGUGAAGUAGCAAGAUCGAACCAAGGGUUGUACCUAUUUCUCUCCGGCCCGUGAUGGUGACUCCUAGUCUCAGUUGUUACCUCGCAUAGCGCGCAGGGGGAGUGGAGGACUCCAGAAUAUCUGUCGUUGAUAUCUACUUGUAUAAUUUAAUAUUGACUUGCGGACCCCUCGCGGCCAGUUUAUUUGAGUGUACCUUUUUAGGGUAAAUUAUUAGCCGUUCAUUAGUCGUUCACCAAGGGAAAUUUCUGAAUCAAUGAUGCGAACUGCCGCUGAACUGGAACCAUCACUGAACAUUCGUCUCCAAGCCCGCGCCACAAGACUACAGUCCAUUCCCUUGGCCGAGCUGCUGUUCUCCGCCCACACACGAGCUGGACCCAUCCGAUUUCCCGACUUGCAAGGCACGCACGUGUGGGAGCUGCAUCCAGGGCUCAUCGUCCACGGUCGAGAGGAGCAGCGUUCCCGCAAGAACGUUCCAGGAGCGUGCACAAAACCAUAUUAGGUGUUCCUCGCCGGGGGUCGACGUAGACGCACGAAGAAGAGCGGAGAUGUCGGC
This is a messenger RNA of Ectocarpus sp. CCAP 1310/34, 2495 nucleotides long. NCBI's taxonomy places the organism in Eukaryota, Phaeophyceae, Ectocarpales, Ectocarpaceae. The record is from the annotation of a GenBank genome assembly.